Molecule: messenger RNA, 333 nt
Organism: Microthlaspi erraticum
Lineage: Eukaryota; Viridiplantae; Streptophyta; Magnoliopsida; Brassicales; Brassicaceae
Source: the annotation of a GenBank genome assembly
AUGGAAGCGAGCUUCCGAAAGCUUCCGAGAGCUUCCGAUUCCGAUUCCGAUUCCGAAGCGGGAAGCGGUCAUCGGACGAAGCUUCCGUGCUACGUAGAGUCUCACCAAUUCAGCUGUCGUGGAUGCCUCAACAUUCAAAUUGGCAAAUGCAUUUUCAACCAUGGUUAUGGGGUGAUUGUUGUUCAUGUCCACAUAACCAUGGUUGAGAAUGCAUUUGCCAAUUUGAAUGUUGAGGCAUCCACGACAGCUGAAUUGGUGAGACUCCGGGAUCGAUCAAAAGAGAUUCUUUCAAACAUCAACGAGGAAGAAAAAAGGCGCAACAACAACAACUAA